AUGGAGUUGCUGCUGCAAAUGGAGGUGCCUAGAAAGCCUCCUUCUCAGAAGAGAGCUACUGUGAAGCCAAUCAAGCCUGAAGCUGUGAUUGUAAUCAGCCCUGACACUAAAGAAGAGGUGAAGGAAAAGAACAGCCUCCGCAGAAAGGCAGCAGCUGAAGAUUCAUCUAGAAAGACUUAUACUGCAACUCUCACUGCUCGAAGCAAGGCUGCUUGUGGACUGAACAUUAAAUUACCAAAGGAGAAGAUUGAAGAUAUUGAUGCUGGAGAUGUGUACAAUGAGUUGGCAGUUGUGGAGUAUGCAGAAGACAUUUACAAGUUUUACAAGGAAGCUGAGGUCUAG
Molecule: messenger RNA, 342 nt
Organism: Ipomoea triloba (trilobed morning glory)
Lineage: Eukaryota; Viridiplantae; Streptophyta; Magnoliopsida; Solanales; Convolvulaceae
Product: G2/mitotic-specific cyclin-1-like
Exons: 3
Coding region: 1-342 (113 amino acids)
Source: RefSeq, a predicted model, not a curated record